AAUCCGAGAUAGCCGAUGUAUCACGAUUGCGAUAUUACUUACAAAUUUUUUAAUGGAGAUAAAAACCGGAAGCGAAUUGAAUGUCAAAACUAACAUAACCACACAUUUGAGAGCAGUCAAUCAUGUCUGGUGAUUCUUUAAAAUUUCAGAAACACAGAACACAACGACAGCUCAGUAAGGAUGACAUUGCAAAUCAGUCACGUUUAUUACUGCACAAUUUCAUUGGUGAGCGCCUUGAGAAAGAAAAUGUCGAGCACAAGCCAAAGUUAGAGGAUCUACAAGAACCAGGCACACCUUCAGGUCCCCCUCUUGAACACUUCAAAGAAAUUGGCUCAGCACUGAGAUUUAUAGCAGAUGAACUUGACCAGGACAAAAGAAUUCACAACAUUAUAGAUAAAGUGCCGCCAAACGCACCUCGGGAAACGUUCUUCAAUGUAGCCAAUGAUUUCUUCCUGGAUGGGGUCAUAUCAUGGGGCAGAGUUGCCACACUCUUCUAUUUUGGCUAUAAAAUGAUCUUAAAGGCACUUGACAAGGUAGCACUCAUCAGGGCAAUAAUAAACUGGGUGAUCAAUUUCAUAGUGGAUAAAUUUGCACCCUGGAUCAUCUCCAGAGGAGGAUGGGAGGCAAUUAGAGAAUAUUUUGGGACUCCGGGAUGGCAGGUGGCUGGUGUAUUAAUUGCUGGAUUGACGGUGGCAGGGGCGGUCGUAGCAUACGGGAAGCGUUAGGCAGGGAUAUUAGGAUUUAAGCAAUACUAAUACUCUGCACAUGUGUAUAGUUCUAACAUCACUUGUACAGUCUUUUAAUUUAUGUUGGAAGAAAAUGUUAUUUCAGGGAAAACAAAGCAUGUUUUUUAUUCACUUUAGAGGUGAACUAUAUCCCCACAAAUAUAAGUACUGGUGGAGAUGUGAAAGUCAUAAUCAAUUUAUAGAGACUAACUUGUACAUUUCAGCUGUAUAAACUUGUACUGGACUUCCAGUGUUGUUUUUUAUCACAAUUUUAGGAAUUGGGCCAAGGGAUUCGUAAAAUUGUGUGGUUUUGAAUACAAUUGUGAAAUU
Molecule: messenger RNA, 1055 nt
Organism: Dreissena polymorpha
Lineage: Eukaryota; Metazoa; Mollusca; Bivalvia; Myida; Dreissenidae
Product: apoptosis regulator BAX-like
Exons: 6
Coding region: 123-725 (200 amino acids)
Biological process (GO): extrinsic apoptotic signaling pathway in absence of ligand; intrinsic apoptotic signaling pathway in response to DNA damage; positive regulation of apoptotic process
Cellular component (GO): mitochondrial outer membrane
Molecular function (GO): channel activity; protein homodimerization activity; protein heterodimerization activity
Source: RefSeq, a predicted model, not a curated record